Exophiala oligosperma is the source of this 2246-nucleotide messenger RNA. RefSeq lists its product as uncharacterized. The coding region runs from base 341 to 1951 and encodes 536 amino acids. The transcript has a single exon. The record is from RefSeq and is a predicted model, not a curated record. NCBI's taxonomy places the organism in Eukaryota, Fungi, Ascomycota, Eurotiomycetes, Chaetothyriales, Herpotrichiellaceae. Gene Ontology annotation, molecular function: protein binding.
UGCAUUAAGGACCAAUCAUUCCCUAUCUGAAUCCUCUUGUAUAACCGGUCCAUCAUCGAGAAGCCAGCCAUUUUGUGAAACACGACAACGAAGCAGAAAGCAUCCGUUGGGCAAAUCGUUGGCUGGCAUGAAGUAGUGUUCGGAGACCUUGCUCCAAUUGGCCCCGUCACCGUAGCUCUCCGUCAGGGGCUGUGCUAGGGUCCGCUCCAGCCAUCUUCGACCUUUCGGUAUUCCAGCACAUUGAACCAGAGCUGGAUCCACCUGCACCCACUCCUCGAAAAAGCGACGAUUGGCUCUCAAUGAUGGACAACGUCUAGGCAGGCGUUGCCCGAUUUUCCUCAUGCCUGCCGCUUGCGAAACUGGAGGGUCGCCUAGAGAGCCAACCAUUGCGCAGGAAUCAUCGAUGGCGAAGACCCCUCUUCUGUGGUCCAUCCACGUAAAUACUGCUGAACAUCCCUUUUCACCUCGUCCUUACAGGGUACAGUACUGUAAGAUGUCGGUGCCGUACAAGAAUUCACUCUAUCUCUGGCUUUGCGCGCAACCUGACGAUUUCGACCCAGGAGCGAGCACAAUAAGACUAACACCAUCGCAGAAGGCGGAGUGGCAGCAGCUCGCCGAUUCAGCCUACUUUGGUUGGAGACCUUCAGAUUCGGGCUUCAGGACCCUCGAUCGAAACAUCCCGUAUAUUAUCGGAGACCGCGAAAUCCGUGUGACUUAUCGGGCAAAGACCGACCCUCCUGGUGCAGGUCUCGGAGCACUCAAUCGGCUCCCCAUUGAGCUCCUGAAUUCUAUUAUCUCGUCACUUGACAUAUCUACUCUUGACUGGUUCAAAAGAGUGAAUAGGCGAGCUUUCGAGAUCGUCAAUGCGCAUCCGGAAUUUCACGUCAUGAACUCGCAAGCGCAUGAUACCCUACGCGGGUUGCGCGUCAUUAAAACAAGCCAUAUGAUCACCGUUCAAGUCCUCUUUGAAAAGCUCUGCACCAGCAAGUGUGAGGACUGUGGCGACUAUGGCGGAUACAUUUAUCUUCUGACUUUUCGGCGGGUUUGUUGUCGGUGCUUCACGGAGCAAGACCGAUAUUGGCCACUACGAGAGAUUGACGCUUUGAGAACGUACGGCCUUACUCCGGAAAUCCUGCGCACUUUGCCUCGUUGUCAAGGCUACCCCGGCUACUACGAGAAUGAAUCCUUCUACAGGAACAGGCAGGGCUAUCUGUCUUUGAUAGACCGCCAGUCUGCGUACCGUGCAGGGGUCGCUCGCCAUGGCUCGCUUCAAGCCAUGAAGGAGUACGUGGCGAACGUAGACUCCAACCUCUGGGCACAAUUCGAGAAAGAAAUCGAAAAACGCGAGAAGCAAUUGGCGGCAGAGAGGGUAGUGAAGGUCCGCAACAAGAUUGCCCAGAAAGUGACUAAGAUCAGGAAACGGAACGCUUAUAAAGAGAAGGUCCUGACAAGGAGGGAAGAACGACAAAGGAGAAUGGCACAGUUCUCUCUAUGCCAUGACCCAGCACAGAUUGAGGAUGCCAAUGACGUGGGUGAUGAAACUGACAACGAAAGUAUCAGCACCCUUGACGAUACGGACGAAGACACCAGCAGCGAUAGAUAUGAAAUUUUCUCCCACAUAGCGGAGACCGUGUCCUGGAGCACCGGGGAGUGUAGCGGACACGCCUUGGAGCCGCUUCGUUACAUGGCAAUGAUGCGGGUGCCUUGGCUGAACAGGCAAAACGGGAGGGAUGAAUGGGGGUUCCAUUGCGUUGGGUGCGAGCAAAAUCAGCGGUGGCCGAACCAUGCUAGACGCGACUACAUCAUGUCAACGUUCAAGGACCAUCUCAAGGAAUGUGGUCCGGUCAAGGAAGGGGUGCAUCACAUCAACGAUUGUUGCAAGAAAGGCACCUGCGUUGGAAGGGAGAAAAUUAUAUCUUCCCCGUUUGAUAACCCAUUCUGGCGGUGCUGACAUGGUCCAUGAUGAGUCUCCCGAUGCCGAAACUCAGGGGAAAUUCUGGCACUGUUACUAUCUGCGUGUCCGCCGCUGCCUCGGAGCGGUCGCCAUAACGGUGAUCGCACAGACGAUCGACAAAGCUCAACCGGUGAGGCAUUUAAUGCCAGUUUUCUUAGGCAGAACUGUUUGAGUGUCCCUAGUCGAUCGACGGAUGCCAACCACUGAAUCACUUGCGCUCUCGGGGGAAAAUGGUGAUGGUUCGCCCAGCAGCUAAGAUUAGUGUCGAUGUUCUGUCGUUCCACAGCAGUUG